Molecule: messenger RNA, 6495 nt
Organism: Synchiropus splendidus (mandarinfish)
Lineage: Eukaryota; Metazoa; Chordata; Actinopteri; Syngnathiformes; Callionymidae
Gene: asxl2
Product: ASXL transcriptional regulator 2
Exons: 12
Coding region: 1426-4638 (1070 amino acids)
Biological process (GO): positive regulation of transcription by RNA polymerase II; animal organ morphogenesis
Cellular component (GO): PR-DUB complex
Molecular function (GO): DNA binding; chromatin binding; peroxisome proliferator activated receptor binding
Source: RefSeq, a predicted model, not a curated record
UCGCCUGCCGUCCGCGGCGUUGUUUGUGACCUGCUGCCACUUGUUCAAGUGUGUUUACGAGUUCACGACCUGCUGCUGGAGACGGAGGGUUGCGCACUGGAGGCCCGCGUCUGACCGCUGCUGUUAGCCGGCUAGCUUCCUGGGUCUGCCCCGAGCGUUCGGCUCCAGCCCCAUUAGCGUCCCGCUCACUCACUUGGAUCCAUUAAAUCGUGUGUUUUGUGUGUUCGGUGUCGCUGACAUGUUCGUCUCCGCGAAUAAACUUGGAGUAGUGACGUGAAUGCUACGUGACAGCCGGGCUCGUUAGCUCGUUAGCCGCGCUAACGCUACAAACUACGUAAACAAGUUUGUUUGGACACAAAACGUCGGAGCCGUAGUUUCACCGCUGUCGAUGCCCCUUCACCCGGUGCUCGUCUCGUUCGCAUGCGGCCGUCAAUUGUUCACUGACAGGCAGCUAAAAUGGCUAUCAACUGCAGCUGAACUUCUCGGGAGCAGUGCAGUGACAUUUCGCUCCGCAGUCCGACUGUGAGAGACCCGAGCACCAUCGCGUCCUUCCUUGUUUCGAGAGCAGUCGUGGAACAAACGUCAGCAUACAUUUCGUCUGAUUUGACCAUUAAAAACAAAGGUGAUUUACUCGCGAAAGGGUUAUUUGGUGAAGCAGAAUGACGCUGUUAAACGUCAUGUGUUUACAGUGUCGGGGUUUGAAAAGACAAUAUCAUUGCGGCUUGAGAGUGGCGAGAACAGCGUGUCAUCUGGCGAAACCUUUCAGCGAAGCAUCUUGGCAACAAGUGGGUUGUCUGUGUUGCUUAGUUCCAGGUGCUUACCUUCACGCCUGAUGUUUUCGGGAUGUCAAUAGGUCACAGAUUUUUAUGUAGAUUAAUUGCACUGAAGCCGUGAUAACUCGCGAUGAUUAGAAAAUUAAGCAGACUUUUAAUACGUACUAACUUAAAGGACGGAUUUCCUCAUGUAAACAUUUGUCCACCCCGACAGAUGCUGUCAUGAAUGUUCUUUAAGAGGCUGAAAGCAUAGGAUUGAAAGCAUGUCAGAGUUAAUAAACUCUUCCUUCAACCUCCAUUUAGAACAGAUUCAACAAGUGAUAUUAAUUUGUGAUUAAUUGUGAGUUAACUCGACAGUAUUAUUCAACGAUUAGUCGUGUGAAGAACCGCUUCUGUGAGGAGUUUGGGAUGUCCUGGACUGAUGUGAUGUGAUGAUCCACAGUGCAGGAACUGCAUGUGGAGACAAACCGGUAAACCCCAAGAGAUGUGUGGCCUUGUGUGAUGCAAACGGAGGCCACACCAGACACUGUUUUGUGUGAAAACUGGGUGCAAUCUGACACCCUUUUACACACUAUUGGGUCUGUUGUUUGCAUUUCUUCUUUGUUGUGAGCCUGAAUGUGAUCACUUUUUGUUGCUGUAAAUUUGGAUCUCCAUGCCAGAACAGGUGUUGGAGAAAUACCCAAACACACCGAUGAGCCAUAAAGAAAUCCUGCAGGUGAUCCAAAGAGAACGGCUCAAAGAAAUCAGCGGAACCUCGCCUCUGGCGUGUCUCAAUGCAAUGCUGCACACCAACUCCCGCGGCGAGGAGGGGAUCUUCUAUAAAGUCCCGGGCAGAAUGGGAGUCUACACGCUAAAGAAGGACAGCUCGGAUGGAGCUAAGGAGCUGUCUGACGAAGGCUCCGAGGAAAGUAGCGACAAUCUCUCGGACUCCAGGUCCUCAGAAAACAACAGCGCCAUCAAUCAAGAGGGCAGGAGAGGACGCUGGAUGCGACGAGUUCCCGCCAACCUGCAGCCGUCGUCUCCGCAGCCCCGCUGCUCCUCGCCCUCCGUGACCUCCGCCAAGAUCAUCUCUCCGUCUCAGAAACACAGCAAGAAAGCUUUGAAGCAGGCCUUGAAGCAGCAGCAGCAGAGAAACCAGCGCAGGCAGGGGGCCAUGCCCACUACCUCCAGCCCCAGACUGCUUCUGAAGACCAUCAAAAACAUGGCGGAGAACAUGGCCAGCAAGAGCGAGUUGUGUCACUCAGUCAUCCCCAGGAAGGCGUCUGCCAGAUCCAGUCGCCUGAGUCCAGGGCACCUGAGACGCAGCAGGUGUCAAAUCGACGUGGAGACGCCAGAUUCCAUUCUGGUGAACACAAACCUGCGGGCCAUCAUCAACAAGCACACCUUCUCUGUCCUGCCGCCAGACUGUCAGCAGAAGCUGCUGAAACUUCUGCCAGAGGUUGACCAACAGGCCUGCAUGGAUGGCCUCCUGAAGGUCACCAGCUCUGCCUUAAAUAAUGAGUUCUUCACAUCAGCGGCACAGUCUUGGAAGGAACGGCUGGCGGAAGGGGAGUUCACGCCAGAGCUGCAGCUCCGAAUGCGACAAGAAAUUGAGAAGGAAAGGAAAGUUGAACAUUGGAAGGAGACCUUCUUUGAAAGCUAUUAUGGUGAAAAUUCUGGCCUCAGUUUGGAGGAAUCUAAAGAGCUGACAAUGGCUGGAGUGACUGAGAAGCCCGACAGGUGCCAGACCUCCAUUCAGCAGACGGAAUCCUCAGUCAAAGCCUUGCAGGAGAUCAAGAGCAACAAAGACAGCGGCCUGGCAGAUCCUCUCCAAACCACAGCCAAAGAUGGGAAGACGACAAAGGUGCAGGAGCCCUUGAAGGUGCGCCACAGGGAGCCUUUCCCAGCCGCCGAGCCCAUGAGGACUCGACGCUCCCUGUACGCUGAAAACCGUAAGAUCAACGCCGCCACUCAGGCGGCUGCACAGGUGGAAACCUCUACAUCCGACGCAGCACCUGAGCUCGAGGACGUACGGGAGCAGUCGCUUGUCAAAGAGAGUCCUGCGCUUCAGGCCAGUCCAGAGUUAAAAGAGGCUCCGCUGGUGAGUGGACUCAGAGCUUCCCAAGAGAGUGAGGAGGUCAGCUCCGACGGAAGUGCUCUCCAACUGCUCAAAAGAAAGGCCCUCCCCACGGGGUUUGAGGAAGAAGUGACACCAGAGAAGAGGCAGUGUCAGUCCUCAGCAUCUUCAGUCUCCUCAGUGUCUCCAAGUGCAUCUUCUAUAUCCAGCCCAGCAACACCCACGCCACCCAUGAGCCAGAGGGUCCCGCCACUUAAGAUUCCCGUGUCCAGGAUACUUCCGGUCCCUGUGUGCCCGAGCCCACUCUCCCCCAGGAGCUCUCCGGCCGCCGUGCUGUCCAGCCCGGCUCGCACUGGCGCUCGCACUCUGGCUGACAUCAAAGCUAAAGCUCAGCUGGCACGAGCGCAGCGAGUAGCCGCCGCCGCUGGAACCUCCUCCUCCAAGGCAGCGGUGCCGGGCCCUGGACCUGGCGGAGGCAGUGACUCCACCCAACCCUCCCCGUGUCCCAGCCCCAAAUCCCCUCAAGUCACCUCCAGGUUUCCCGUCAGCAGCAGCUCUCAGAUCUGCUCGUCAUCUCCGAGCUGUGGAGGCUCUUUAAAUUCACCUCAGACAUUAAACUCACACAAGACUGACCCCAGGCUGGAAGGUCAGUCUCCUCCAGGACCUGAGCAGACGGGCCCAGGUCCAGCACCACAGCCCGUUCAGGAGGGUCAUGCGGCUGCUGUGAGCAGGACCAGCUCCUGCAUCCCUGCCAACAACCCUCUGGUGACACAGCUCCUCCAGGGAAAAGAGGUUCCUCUGGAGAAGAUCCUUCCAAAACCCUUGGCCAAGAUGGAGAGGAGAAUGACGAACCUUCCCGUGGCCAACAAGGUGAAGCCACAUUCUUCAGCCGCUCCAUCUGCUCAGCCGGAGGAGCUCAGCCUUGCUGGGAGUUCAGACUGCGUGCGGCCACACCGGGAGCUUCCUGAUCAAGAGACUCAGGAGCAGAUCUUACAGACUCUGAUGCAGCGCAAGGUCCUCCUCCAUCAGCCGGCCAGAGGUUUGGAGCCCCGGAGGCUUCAGUACCACGACCACCAAGCAAGUCAUCCUGAGCCUCGCCGCAGGAUUUCACUCGGCCUCUCACGUCGUAAGAAGAUCCCCCGGCCGGCCAUGACGGGACAUUACCUGCUCAACGUCUCCACCUACGGCAGGGCGUCCGAGAGCCGGCGGCUCCAUGGCUUGAAGCGGGAGGGCGAGGGUGCGGAGGAGGGUGUGAAACUGGAGGCCAUGGCAGUGAAGACGGAGCAGCAGGCGGAGCCCGUCACUGCCUCGGACAUAAAGAGGGAACCGGACUCGGAGGAUGCUGAGGCUCCUGGUACGAACCGCGGCGGCGCCACAUUCUCUCAGCUCCCGGAACUCAAACCUUGCAAUAACAAUCUGGGAAAGUCGGAGCCAUACAAGGACCUCAGCCACCAGCAGCCCAUGGAAACACUAGAUAAUCAGGUCGCGACCCGGUGCUUCGGCAGCACGUCUGUACCGCACACCGUGAACAGCGCUGGGGCCGUCUCUUCCACGCCCUUAGCUGACGGCGCCGGCGUCAUGUCUUUCUCCGUCACGGUCACCACCAUUCCUGCCCGCCACGCCUUAGACCACCAGGGGGAGCCCUCACCGGACCAGACCUUCCUGGAGGGCCCCAGCAUGGAGGAGGUGCAGUCGAAAUGCUACUGUCAACUGAAAGCCAUGAUCAUGUGUAAAGGCUGCGGAGCCUUUUGUCACGACGACUGCAUCGGCCCCUCCAAACUCUGCGUGUCGUGCCUGGUGGUCAGAUGAUGACGACGACGACGUCGACGUCUCCUCAUAGAACCUGCCUCGGAUCGUACAACCAGCCUUUGACACCAGCAGACGUCAAACCAGACUGCAAUAACCAACCACCCCGACGUGAGUCUCACCGCAUCCUCCCAGGUUUCCAACCACUGUGCUCCGUUUGUCGUCGCCACCGUGUGGUCGGGGAUGAAACAGCCGAUCCGACGUGUUGUCAAAAAACUCGUGCAAUUUUGUUUGUUGCCACUCAAUCUGACAGUGAUGGCGCUAGAGUUCUGUGAUCUAUUUUUUUAACUAUAAAUCAGUCAGUAGUUGUUUUAUUUUUCAACUGAGAAGAUUGAAUGUUGCUAUUUUUGUAGAGCAUCAAAGAAGCCACGACUGUUGCUGUUUGUAGCCUGACACCCUUUAGGACCGGGCCCAGCCUGUCGGCGAGGAUGGCGCCGCCGACCAUAAUUUGUGGAGAACCUCUUGUGGCAGGGCGAUGCUCCUCAAGGUGAAUAUUUUCUAUACAAGUGUACAUUGUAUAACCGAGCACUCUCAGAUUGAUGACCUUGCUUGAGCCUGGGAAUGAAACUUUGUAAAGAAUUAGCCGAGGAUGCACCUUCAGUGAUGCACUUAAACACCUGGAUAUAAAUGUAUAUAUGAAUAUGAAUGCUGAUAUUAUAUUUACCACUGCCCAGGUCAUGGUCUUAGUCAGUAUCACUUUAACCCCCUCGCGCCUUUUUCGUCUUUAAAGAAGUGCUUUGGCACUAAGAAGCUCCUGAAAUGAAACUUUUUAGAAAAGAAAAACAUCUUCACUUCCUCCUAGAGGCUUUUGUUUUUGGUCUGUAACUUGGCCCCAUUGUAUUGACAGUGAGACCAGGAAUAGAUGAUUAAAUGUUCCGGAUGGUCUGGAUGCACAGAUAUCUUUCAAAUCAUUUCUUUGGCUGCAGCCUGUCACCUUCAGGACGGUCCUCACAGAACACAAUCAAAUCAAUCAAACCACCUCUGUGAGAAAACCUCUAGUAAGAGUCUGCACUUUCCAAGUGCUGUUCUAGUAUGUUUAUUUUUACAAUAGUGUCCAAAUAUAUAACGUUGUGAUGCCCUGAGUCACUAGUGAUGCAUACGAUACAGAAUUGCAUCAAACGGAAAAAGCCAAAGUCCCAUGUUCUGUUUCUUCUCCUGCACUCGAUGAAACUGUAAUAUAUUUGAUUAAUAUAUUUUCUUUUAGAAAGUUAGAUUUUUGUUUUGUUCUGAAAGUCAACAGGGUAAUCAGAGAAUAUAUCGACUGUCAGAUGUGAUUUGUUGUCAUUCACUCCAUGUUCCCCGACAUGAAAAAAGACAAAGCACUGCUUUUCGUCAGUGGACACUUCCAAGUCCUUCUUUUGUUAUAAAUGGGGCUCUAUUUUUGCUCUGCAUGGGGUUUGGGAUCUGCAAUAUAUGACACAGAGCGUUUCUAUCCAGUUGUUGCACAAACAGACUUCCUAUUUAUUUCACUGUGAUGCUGUCUUUCCUAUUGCACAUGUGUGUGGAUUUGAUUUUUUUUUUAGAAACUUAGCCUUAAAGGCAGCUGAACAAUGUUGAUAGAUUCGAACCAGUCAGGUAGUUCAUCCCUGCUCCCAUCGGUGUUCCUCUCCCUCUGCCUGUGUGUGCUUGUCAUCACCCAGUCGAUCUGUCUGAAAUGUCUACAUUUGAACUCAGAGUGAAUGUAAUAUAAGAAUGAACACUUGUAAAAUAUUUUAUCAAAAGCGAUAGACUAUUAUGAAUAAAUCAUGGAAUUACUCGACACAUGUUUUCUGGACUUUAUGAGGACGCGCAGAUAUGAAGGUGUAUUUUUGAAAGACCGCUGCUGUACAGCUUCACGGCAACAAGGUUCGGUUACCACAC